AUUGAAAAGUUCCAUUGUAAAGUUCAGAGGUCAUACGUCUGUCUGUGUGGACUGAAUUAGAAUGUUUUUGUUUGGAAAUUCACAUGGCCUUUCAUUGAAGAACGGCGAACAAAGUUAGCCCCAUGGAGUGUAGGGAGGUGCUUGAAGAGCAAGGGUCUACAAUGGAGCCAUCGGUUUGUGUUUCUGGAGGUAAGAAAGACGCAGUUUCAUCAAGCGAAUUUGAAGAUCUGAGCGUCCCCCCUCCUUCCAAGAUGGCCUCCACAAAUUCGCAUGGACUUGCCCAAACAACAGAUCCUGACGAAGGUGGUCCCCAGCAGAAGCGGAGAAAGAUCACCAUGGACCCAGGAGCUUGCCUUGAAUAUUCCAACUCAGAAGUAGGUGCGAAUCCUCUCAAAAAUCCUCUCUCUGUGAAAAAGAGUAGCAGGAACAUAAAUGAUAUCCUGAUGCCAAGAAACCCAAAGGGCGAAAAUAACAGAAAAUUGCCCAAAAGUUCAGGCAGGGUGUUCACAAAUACGAGGUUUAGAACGGCCAGUACCUUUCCUUCAACGAAACCCAGGGGUGCUUCGACUCAAAAUGGGAACUUGGGAAUGAAUAGAACCAUGGAUAGCUAUUUCAUUCAGGACUCCAGAAAUCCCAAGGUGCCAUGCACAUCUUCUCCAGACAAGGAUGCACAGAGUAUGAAGACACAGAAUCUUAAGAGGCCAGCGACACAAAAGACAUCAACAGUAACAACUACAUGUCUACGGACACCAACAAAGAAUAGUGUGCCAUUUUCCAUGUCUUCUCCAAGCUGUAGAUCUCAGACUCAGAGGGCCAGCCCUGGUUCUCUAAGGGUUAGUCCUGGUUCAAGGGUUUUCAAAUGGCCGGCUAAGAAAUCGUCUGUAGCAAUCACAACUUCACCUGACGCUACCACACAUGUAUUCGUGUCUAGUCCGGAUAAGGGCACUGUCAGUUCAUCUUCAUGGUCGCAAAGUAGCACAGAGUCUUCCACAUCUGGGCAGAUGUCUACAACAAGCAAUUCCUCCUCACCAAGUGAUGGAAGCUUGGGCCACGUUGUACGGAACAUAUUCGGAAAGGCAGCCGCUGAUACAAGCUGUAGUUCUAAAGACGGCGCGACGGAGAUGACAUCAGUACGACCACAGGUAGAGGGCGCCACUGAGGAGGAUCCACCGUUGCCAUCUCUGGAUGAUUCAGAGCUAGACAAGUUGCUGGCCAACUACGACAUGGACCAGUGUACGUCACAGGAACGUCCAGACGACAGCAACAGGUUCGGCCUCUUCGGAGUUUCCUCUGGUUGUCAUGGCAACGAUGAGGACAGCUCGGACAGCGUUAGUGAGGAGUUACCAAACCUGUUUCAGAUGUUGCCAGAGGAGUUGUUGGAGAACAUCUUCUGCCAGAUGCCCAUGUUAGACCUGUGUCUGCACCUGAGUUUGGUGUGCCACCAGUGGAGGGACAUUAUACAGAGGGACACAUUCAUUCCAUGGAAGAAGAAGUACCACAAGCUGAAGCAGGGGUGUCCUGAAACAGUCCAGGAGGUGAACAGUCUGAUGGGAAAACACAACAUCACCACUGCUAAAGAUGGCUGUCUGCUUCAGCUCAUCAGGUACAUGUCGAGCUGGCAGAAGCGUGAGGAGGCGGCCAUCUUGGACCGGCUGCAGGCCCACCCCCUGGCUGGUGCAGCUCAGGACCUCAUCAGGACCAGGGCUGCAGACUGUCUCAUAGAUGGGGCAUGUCCAGCUUGGUCAGUGGUGGCAGCUGUUGUUAUCCUGUCCUCAUCGGUCAACGAUAUUCAGACCCUCCUGCGUUUGCUGACCCGCCACCCCACCCCCUGUAUGAUAGUGGACGUGCUGGAGGGGCUAUACUGUAUCGCUACUCUCCUGUUUGCACUACGGACACACUUCAACAUCAACCUAGGUCUCCACUACCGACUGUACUACACCUUGUACCUGUACGAGAAUGCGUCCUCCGUCUCCUGCGGCCAGCUGACAACUCUUCAGGGGAAGCGCAGAGGUCAACAGAGCAUGAUGAGAUACAGAUCUGCAAAGGACCGAGUGCGCCUGUCUCACGAGCAACUGCGGAUUAUCAACCAUGAGCUCAAGCCCAGAGAAACCAUCAAGAUUAUUGCAUUUGCAGGCACUGGCAAGACAACCACAUUGUUGGAGUACACAAAACUUCGUCCCCACCUUAAGUUCCUUAUGCUUGCCUACAACAAGUCUGUCCAGGAGCAUGCCAAUAAGCUGUUCCCAGGAAAUGUAGAGUGCAAGACAAUCCACAAACUGGCAUAUGAUGCCUGUGGAAAGAGAUUUGAAAAGAAGUUGACGCUUAAUAUAAAGACUGACAUGUUGGCCAGGAACCUCCGAAAGCACAGCAGGUAUAAUUACGUGUUUGCAAAGUACGUCGUGGACACCCUGUCGGCGUACAUCGCCUCUGCGGAGGACGAGGUUACGACUGCCCAUGUUCCCGAGACCAAGCCUGGACGUGGUGGGACCAACAUACCAAUCCCUCACCAGGAGAAAAUGGAAAUAGCAGAAGAGGCCCAGCUGAUUUGGGAGAAGAUGUGCGACCCAUGGGAUCGUAGCGUCUUUAUGAGUUGUGAUGGUUACUUGAAGCUGUACCAGCUGAGUCGCCCAGAGUUCACAGAGUUUGACUGUAUCCUGAUAGACGAGGCUCAGGACCUGACUCCAGCCAUCAAUGACAUCAUGUUAAGGCAGGAUGUGGCUAAGAUCCUGGUGGGAGACCCUCACCAACAGAUCUAUACCUUCCGCGGGGCCAGGAACGCCAUGCAAGGAACAGCAUCCACACAUACAUAUUAUCUCACUCAGUCCUUCAGAUUUGGCCCUGAGAUAGCGUAUGUUGCUGCCUGUCUGUUGGACGUGUUGAAAGGGGUGAAAAAGAAGACAUUGUUGGGCAGCAGUAAGACAGGUAACGUGAUGGGAACCAAGCAGGGACAGGAAGCAGUCAUCUGUCGUAUGAACUCCACUCUCUUCAACGAGGCUGUACGACUCACGGACCCCAGCAGGCCUCGUGUCAGCAUCUCAUUUGUUGGCGGCAUCAAAGGGUGUCAACUAGGCAGAAUUCUGGACAUUUACCACCUGUCCCUGACAGAAGAACAGAGGCGGAAAGCAAAUGUAACUGUCAAGGACAAGUUCAUUAAGAACUUUAAGAGCUUAUGGAGCCUGAAAGAGUUUGCAGAGAAGGCACAGGACGUGGAGAUGUCUGGAAAGAUCCGAGUUGUGGAGACACACCGUCACAACAUUCCCAAAUAUAUCAAACGGAUCAAGGAAAGGGCAACUGACGACAUAAAGAUGGCAGAUGUAGUCCUAACCUCAGCACACAAAGCCAAGGGUCUGGAGUUUGACACUGUGAGACUGGCUGAUGACUUCUGUGGGGCAUCUAAUCCUAUGGCACCAGACUCAUGGGAUGCCAUGGCAGAGGAUGAGAAGAACCUCCUGUAUGUGGCCGCCACACGGGCCAAGAAGAGCCUACUCCUGACCAGUACAGUCAUGCUGGCCCUGAAGGAUGUGCAGGAACAGUUCAUCUACCCUGAGCUGACGCAGGACCUGGUGAACAAAGGUGUUCCCCUCACCUGUACCCUACCCAGGUGUGGACAGGCCAUACCUGCUGACAACCUCCUCACCAUGAACAGGAGGAUGGUCACUUAUGGCACUGGACAUGAGACCCCCAGUGGUCCCCUGUGUCCCAAGUGCAGCAAGGUGCCAGCCCCAGGGUUCAGGAACCUGCUGUCCGAGCCCUGCCCAGGGGAGGGGGGUGAUGAGGAAGAAGAACAGGAAGAUGACAGUGAUGAUAACAUGGAUGUCCUUUUCCUCGCCGUCCACUAUAAUCCCUUCUUUAACCUUUGAAACUAUUGAUAACUGUAUAAAAGACAUACACUGAUACAGUCAUAUGUAUCACUGUCUAACUUUGUAUGUAUAGUAGUUGUAUUUAUUUUCACUCCACCAUACCGUCCAUUUUUGCAUAAGGAGGAGGGUGGAGUGAAAAUCGCUGAAUUUGCUCAUAAGCAAAUAACGACCUUUCUAGUGUUGAGGUUAGUUUUUAAUAUAUCUCCUUAGCAGUAGAUUUUUCCUUGCCAACUAAAAGUAAUGUUAUUAUGAUAGUUGUUGGCUGUGUUGGCAAACAAACGAAUACCUUUAUAUCAAGUUGAGCGGGGAAUAACGUUUCCCGUUAUUUUAAAACUUCACGCCCUUCUCUUUGAAGAUUGCACACAAAAAGCUUUGUUCGAAAUGCUAACUUAAUAACUGUCUAUUUAAAACAUGUUUAAAAACUUUGCUACAUAUAUGUAAUAUGUGGAGUUCAAAAACAUACGUAUGUACCAAUGUGAAAUUAUUACUGUAACCAAUUGCUUGUUUAGAAACUACAUAUACUUCAUUUAGCAUUUUCGUAACAUAAGUGCACACAUAACUCACACAGCUGGACGGCAUUCUGCAAAUGUUACUGUUACAAAUCACCCGGUAGAUUUUUCCACAAUCGUAGGUCCUAGCUACUUGUUAAAGCAAGAAGUUGACUUAGUGCAUCCACAAGUGCACACAUUAAGUCAGAGUAGACAGUGCCUGUGCAACUUUUAUCCCAUCUGUCCAGACGUGACCUAAUUGUAAGAACAAAUUUCGCCGUACUCACUUCUCGUUAUAGGCUCGUCGUAACAUUAUGUCGAAAUACAGUCUCUUUUUUCCAUAUAUCCUACAGAGUGUUAUAUCAACAGUAAAAGCUUCGUUCCACCU
Branchiostoma floridae (Florida lancelet) is the source of this 4736-nucleotide messenger RNA. Its product is annotated as F-box DNA helicase 1-like. Gene Ontology annotation, cellular component: nucleus. NCBI's taxonomy places the organism in Eukaryota, Metazoa, Chordata, Leptocardii, Amphioxiformes, Branchiostomatidae. Gene Ontology annotation, molecular function: ATP binding; 3'-5' DNA helicase activity; protein binding. The record is from RefSeq and is a predicted model, not a curated record. The transcript is spliced from 20 exons. Gene Ontology annotation, biological process: double-strand break repair via homologous recombination; replication fork processing. Bases 123 to 3860 code for a protein of 1245 amino acids.